AUGUUGCUUCCAUUUGCUAAACUAUUGACACUGACGCUCGCCUUUGUCAGUGCCACCGCCGCCAUCCCAGUUGAGAACCAAAGUCCAGAAAAGAAACAGCUGGAAACACGAGCCAAAAAAGAUCUAAAGGGCAAAAUGGUCAUUGCCUGCUUGGCCGUUUCUGCAGGAAAAACGCGACAACAACACCUACAGCAGACAGGGCCUGACGUUUGGCCUGACGUUUACACCACACCCAUAAAGGAACAAGUAAAAGCCCGUAAAGGCGAAUGGAAGGUUCUUUCUCCUUCCAAAACCACCUGGAAGUAUUGUGUAGUCCAAGCUGAGAAAGCUGCGAUGGAACGCGUGGCGAAGUUCUGGGUACCGCAAAAACGCGAACAUAAACGCCUCUGGGAGAAAACCAAUAACAAUCCGUACCUCUGGUACCAAGGCGAGCAGUCGAUAAUCAGUUACAGUGUCAGCAAGGAACCUUCGUGGAUGGCCUUUUCGACCUUGCGCUUGUCCAUUGUAGCUAAAAAGUAUGACACCAGGGAAAAGAAACCUCGCGUCGAUAGGAAUACCGUCCAGAUGUGCAUCCCUGCAUGGCUGAUGAAUCAGUAG
This is a messenger RNA of Paracoccidioides lutzii Pb01, 597 nucleotides long. RefSeq lists its product as hypothetical. The transcript has 3 exons. The record is from RefSeq and is a predicted model, not a curated record. Bases 1 to 597 code for a protein of 198 amino acids.